Molecule: messenger RNA, 3826 nt
Organism: Oncorhynchus keta (chum salmon)
Lineage: Eukaryota; Metazoa; Chordata; Actinopteri; Salmoniformes; Salmonidae
Product: potassium voltage-gated channel subfamily C member 1-like
Exons: 4
Coding region: 504-2429 (641 amino acids)
Biological process (GO): protein homooligomerization; potassium ion transmembrane transport
Cellular component (GO): axon; voltage-gated potassium channel complex; dendrite membrane
Molecular function (GO): protein binding; delayed rectifier potassium channel activity
Source: RefSeq, a predicted model, not a curated record
CCUCAUCUUUCGUUGAAUGCAACAAGGGGUGUACGUUUCUCUAAUUAAAAGACGGCGUGGAUUUGGAACUAGGUUUUCAUUAUAUGGAGUCAUAGCCUACACACAUUUUUCAUCAACGCUUUUCGGAGGGGUGUUCAUCUUUGGUUUUGUGAUGUAGCUUUGUGAUGUGGUUUUGUGAUGUAACCAUGAACAUUUAGAUUUUUCCCCAUCCUGUUUCUGGGGCAGGCACAGUCUGUUUCUUGCUUUAGCCUACCUUGCAACUAUAUUAAACAUCCGUUGAGGCAUUGCGUUCUUUUGUAUUAUUAAAAGUUGGGAUCUAUCUGAAUGAUUGAGUGGAGCCUGUGCUUUUUUGCAGGCUGAAUAAAAGAAGUCGGGAAGAAAUCUGCCUUCUCUUUUGCUCUUUCAUCUCGAGUUCAUGUGUCGGCCAGAUCUCACUGCGUUGCCUCGCACAUAUUUUGCAAUAUAAUGUCUGGAACCUGCUCGAGACAUGCCUAAGCGACGCAAUGGGACAAGGCGACGAGAACGAUCGUAUUGUGAUUAACGUGGGAGGUAUCAGACACCAAACCUACCGUAGCACCCUUCGUACAUUACCGGGCACCCGGUUAGCUUGGCUCGCCGAGCCCGAUGCCCACAGUCACUUUGACUACGAUCCCAAGAUUGAGGAAUUUUUCUUUGACCGGCACCCGGGGGUGUUUGCCCACAUCCUCAAUUACUAUAGGACCGGGAAGUUGCACUGCCCUGCAGAUGUUUGCGGCCCGUUGUACGAGGAGGAGUUGGCAUUUUGGGGUAUCGAUGAGACUGACGUGGAACCAUGUUGUUGGAUGACUUAUCGGCAACAUAGAGAGGCCGAGGAGGCAUUGGAUAGUUUUGGGGGUGGCCCCCCCGAGAAUUCAGAGGAGGAUGGGGAUGAGGAAACGCUGGGAAUGAUCAAUAGGUUGGCUCUUGAUGGACCAGAUGCCAAAUCUGGGGGGCAUUGGCGACGUUGGCAGCGGUUGCUUUGGGCACUCUUCGAGGAUCCCUAUUCAUCUAAAUAUGCAAGGUGGAUAGCCUUCGCCUCCCUGUUCUUCAUCCUGGUUUCCAUCACCACCUUCUGCCUGGAGACACACGAGGCCUUCAAUCCCAUCAUCAACCGGACGGAAAUUGACCCGCUGGACAACAGCACGCGGGUCUACCAGGAGACUGAGACCGUGGUUUUCCUCACCUAUAUUGAGGGGGUCUGUGUGCUGUGGUUUACAUUUGAGUUCAUAAUGCGAGUGACGUUCUGUCCGAGCAAGCUGGAGUUUUUCCGUAACACCCUCAACAUCAUCGACUUUAUUGCCAUCAUGCCCUUCUACCUGGAGGUGGGGCUGAGUGGGCUCUCUUCCAAGGCAGCUAAGGAUGUAUUGGGUUUCCUACGCGUGGUACGCUUUGUCCGGAUCCUCCGGAUCUUUAAGCUGACUAGGCACUUUGUGGGACUGCGUGUCCUGGGUCAUACACUCCGAGCCAGCACCAAUGAGUUCCUGCUCCUCAUCAUCUUCCUCGCCCUGGGUGUGCUCAUCUUCGCCACUAUGAUCUACUAUGCUGAAAGGAUUGGUGCCAAGCCCAAUGACCCCCGAGCCAGCGAGCACACUCACUUUAAGAACAUUCCUAUUGGAUUCUGGUGGGCGGUGGUGACCAUGACAACCCUUGGCUAUGGAGACAUGUACCCUCAGACAUGGUCUGGCAUGCUGGUGGGAGCGCUGUGUGCUCUGGCUGGUGUGCUGACUAUCGCCAUGCCGGUGCCUGUUAUUGUCAAUAACUUUGGGAUGUAUUACUCCCUGGCGAUGGCCAAGCAGAAGUUACCAAAGAAAAAGAACAAACAUAUCCCCCGCGCCCCACUUCUGGGCUCCCCCAAUUACUGUAAGUCGGAGGUAACCUCACCUCACCACAGCACGCAAGACGACACAUGGCCCCUGGCCCCACAAGAACCACCAGAAGAGAUCUUAGAAAUAAACAGAGCAGCUCCACAAGCUGUUUUUCAAGAUCCCAAAGUGAACGGGGAAACGUCCAAGGAGUCAGCCAAGAGAGCAGCCAAGGAGUUAACCAAGGAGUCAGCCAAGGAGUCAGCCAAGGAGUCAGCCAAGGAGUCAGCCAAGGAGGCAGAAAAAGCAGCGCUGGCCAAUGAAGACUGUCCCCACAUAGACCAGAUCAUGUCACCUGACGACGGCCAGAUCUUAAGCCCUAUUGACCGGUCCGAGCAGCAGCCCUGCUUCCUGCUGGCCAUGGGCGGGCGGCCAGGCCACACGGCGGCCAGAGUCAGGAAGGCUGGCUCUUCCCAGGGGAGGUCACUGGCGGAGCCGGCGCACCCAUGCCCACCGCUCGGCCCCCAGGGCCCCCAGGGCUACCCUCUGCUGCAGCUAGCUGGGUGGGUAUGUGGUCAAGAGGACGGCCAUGCCACACUCACAACCUGACGCCCCAGCCUCUAACACUAAAGAAUAGCACAAUCAAAGAAUUGCCUUGUUCACCACACCGAGAGAUCCUUACUAUCCUUAUGCUCUACAAUAACAUCAGGCCUUCACAUCAUAUCCUCUAGUCUACAGUUACACCAGGCAAAGGCAGGACAAGUGCAAGCCAAAGGCUUCUAUGAUGAAUCAACUCUGAAAAAGAAGAAGAAAAAGCUGCUUCCACAAUUGUUUCAGUAUCAAACUAUAAUGCCUGUGUCAUCCGCAGCUUCUUAAAUUAGCUGCUUUGUGCGUAGGGAGAUGAAUCACAAGCACAUAAUACUGUAUAUUGUUGUCAUGGUCUAAUAGCAUUGCUAAAUCUCACCUGCCAUCAUCCCCAGCCAAGUUCCCAGACACUAGCUAAGACAGAACCUGCUACAGCCUCCAUACAGUAUACAGUUUCACAUACUUUUUAUCCUGCCUCUUCUAGUGCACAGUGGAGCUUUUUUUGGUCGAAAGGUCACACAUUCCCACUGUCUCCCAUAGUGAACUGCUCUUUGUGAGCAUGAUCUGUUUUGGGUGGACAAGUUCAGUGACUCUCAAGUGCCAUAACACAAACACAACUGUAAUCCACUGUGUCCACGUCAUGAGACUGAUCCAUUACAUGAAUCAAGUAGGAUGAUCACUAACAGUAGCUAAGAGUACACAUGCCCUCACUGUUGUAUAUUCCACGUAAUGUGUUUAUGAAUGUGCUUCUGAGUAUGUGUACGGUAUGUCUGCGACUGUGUCUGUGUGUGAUUGUCUAUGUAUAUGUUGGCAAUGGAAAGUGAACCUGUUUCUCUGUUGCUCCAUGUUGGCAUGUGUUGUGCUUGUCUUUUAACUCAACACUGCAUGUCCUGUCCAGCUGAUGGUUGGCAUUGGAGAGGAAAUUUAGCUGGUGGUAAGGGGUGAAGUAUGGUGAGGAAUAAGAGAGGCCACAUGGUAUUACAGUAUAUGACAAGCAUUGUGAGAAGGAAGACGUACAUUUUCAAUAGCGUCCUACCUCUUGUCUAACACUGAAUAACUUCAGCAAAUAACUAUUUUUAUAUUAUAUCAUUGCUUCACAAAUAGAUGACAGGCUAUUGUUGUUAAAUAACAGCAUGUCAUAAGAUUAUGUAACAAGAUCACUAUAUAAUUGGACUGCAGUAGAUACAUGUUGAAGUCUAGCUGAAUAUGGCUCUGUGCCAGCACUCUUAUAAACAGUAUUACAAAGCAGACUGGAAACUGUCAGUCUCUCUUCUCCAUUUGAUAUUGUUAACCACAAAAUGAUCUUGAUGUUGAACUAGCUGAAUAAGCGUCAGAUAAGUGUUAGUGCCUGGAGCCAGAAUGGCUGUUGGGCUCUCAACCCUGCUAGAGAAUACAUUGAUGUGCAUUCUUUCCGAGCCGUG